Messenger RNA from Episyrphus balteatus (marmalade hoverfly), 1733 nucleotides. RefSeq lists its product as uncharacterized. Gene Ontology annotation, molecular function: 5'-3' DNA exonuclease activity; damaged DNA binding. The transcript is spliced from 7 exons. The record is from RefSeq and is a predicted model, not a curated record. Bases 75 to 1370 code for a protein of 431 amino acids. NCBI's taxonomy places the organism in Eukaryota, Metazoa, Arthropoda, Insecta, Diptera, Syrphidae. Gene Ontology annotation, biological process: double-strand break repair via nonhomologous end joining; interstrand cross-link repair; protection from non-homologous end joining at telomere.
GCGCUGAACGCAUCCAAACCAAAAAUAUACAAACAUUUCAAAAUUAUUUUCAAAUAAUAUAAAAAUCUUAAAAAAUGAUAAUAAAAGAGCUAAGUAAAUUUAUAAUAAUCGAUGAAAUACGAGAAAAUGCAAGUGAUUCUGAAUUAUAUUUCUUGAGUUGUUUACUGGGAUAUGAAACACUUGCCAUACCUGAAGAUUGGAAAGGAAGAAUUUAUACAUCGCAAUUUAUUUAUGAUGUUUUAAUAAGAAAGAAACCAAAAGUUCAUCCUAAAUGUUUAAGAGUCCUUAAAUCAGAUGUUGCAUUAAAGUUUAAAUCCAAAGGCAAAGUCAUUUGGGUUACAAUGUUUGAAGCAGAAGAGAUAAAGAACAACGUAAUGUUCUAUUUUGAUGAUGGUGUCCAAACAUAUUUAUACACAGGAGCUUUCAACGAAAUAAGCAGUUGUUUAAAAAAUGAACAUUUUAUGCUCUGUGUUCAGAAGGGAAUAGAUUAUGCCUACAUAGACUCGACUUUAUGCAAGUGUAAUCCGUAUAUUUCCACAGAAGAUACUAUUGAUGAAAUAAAAGCAAUUGCUUUAAAGCAUCAUUAUUCGAGGCUAGCUGUAGUUUUACCAAGCUUUGGAUAUGAACAUCUUUUGCAAGAACUUGUCAAGGCGUUUCCAGAAAACGUUUAUCCAACAAAAGGGCAAAGAUAUAUUCUUGAUAAACUUGGUUACAGCAAUCUUUUAAGUAGAAAUCCUCAGACUUGUCGUAUUGUUAUUUGCAAUAGUGUACUUACGGAACAUCUUGAAACGGAUAUCAUCACAAUAUACAUUACUGUUGGGGAUGCCCCCACAAAGACUAAUGAAUACGGCGUUUAUGUUAGGCAAUGGUCUCCUCUACCAUCACUUAUGGAUCACCUUGUUCUAAUGGAAAAGAUAAGACCAAAUUAUAUUAUUCCUAUUGAACAAAAUCCCUUCCUUGAAAAUGUUGAUUUACCAUUCAAUCUUAUGUGGUUCGCAAAAAAAAAGUCAAAUGAAGAAUUUAAAGCAACAAAUUCAAUAACUGGAGAUUCAAUUGGAUGUGUGUCUGAUAAUGAUUCCAAUGAAAGUAUGGAAGCAUCAUGUUCUGAAGCGAAUAAAACUACAAAAUAUUCACAAGUUGUAUCAUUGCCUUCAACAAAAACGUUUGAUGCUCAAACAUCAGGAACAAAAACGGAAAUCACUGUUAAACCUAAGGAGCUUGUAAAAAAUGAAAAAGUUUCCAGCCCCGAUAAAGUUGCUACACAAUUACCAGUUACUCAAACAUCUAUAAAUUUAGUAAAACAACGAACAAGAUUCAGACCUAGACGAGAAUCUCUUGUUUUUACCGACUCAGAUGAAGGCUUUCCAUAAUUAAUUAAUACCAAAAGUCUUAAAAGUAAAUAAGUAUUGUUAUAACUUGUGAUAUUGUCUUAUGUAGGAUUCCUUUAAAAAAAAAUUGAUUUAAAAUCAAUUUUUCGUUCAGUAAAACAUGCUUGUCACAUUGUUUUCGACACGUAAAACACAUAGAAAUCGAUUUUAAUUCGAUUUUUUUUUGUUGAAGGGAAUUCGACAUAACUUAUGUAUAAUGGCGUUUCCGACCGUAGGUCGGGAAUCUAAUUCCUUACCAGUAUAAUUAUCCAGCCAGUUUUGUGUACAAUUUUAUAAAACCAAUUAAUUAAAUAAACAAAGGAAAAAAUAAUUAAAAAUUGCUUUUAUUUUAAGAGCCUGUAUUCA